This is a messenger RNA of Tilletiopsis washingtonensis, 369 nucleotides long. RefSeq lists its product as hypothetical. The coding region runs from base 92 to 331 and encodes 79 amino acids. The record is from RefSeq and is a predicted model, not a curated record. The transcript has 2 exons. NCBI's taxonomy places the organism in Eukaryota, Fungi, Basidiomycota, Exobasidiomycetes, Entylomatales.
GCACCAGUGCCAUGUCACUUGAUGCUUUGCGAUGCCCACUCUCGACUGAUGAACUCUCGUGACGGUGCGCGAGCGAACUGCUGGCGUGGUGAUGGCGACGAGACGACGGCGUAGCGGCGCCUCUGCAGCGAUCAACGCCGCGGCAGCGUGGCGAUCCUCUCCGUGCUACCUUCAGUUCGCGCGCACGACAGCGAUGCCCAGGGCGCCUGCCGAGCGCGACGGGAGCAACAGAGCAUCAGCACUCGGCAGAGCUCUGGAGCCCGUAGCGUCGCAGCCAGCGACGUCACACAGUCACACGACGGAAAGCAGAGAUGGACGUGAUGGGCAUUGAAGUGGCAGCGUGUAGCUACGUCUGAAGUAAGACGGUGA